Messenger RNA from Chara braunii, 4114 nucleotides. Lineage: Eukaryota; Viridiplantae; Streptophyta; Charophyceae; Charales; Characeae. The record is from the annotation of a GenBank genome assembly.
GAGAGAGAGAGAGAGAGAGAGAGAGAGAGAGAGAGAGAGAGAGAGAGAGAGAGAGAGAGAGAGGGGGGGGGAUUGGGAAGGAUUUUGGUGUAAAUCUGCUGUAAAUCUGGCGAAAAUGGGAGAAAUUCCACAUCCCCUUGCGGGGAAAUCGGGGCUGGGGAGACCGUUUGCUCCGCCUGGAUGGCGAUGGAAGGCCGGGCAGCGGAUGACCGACAUGUAUUUCUACGCUCCGGAUGGAAAGGCUUUUAGAUCUCGAAAGAGUGUCGUCGAGCAUUUGGAAAAGGAAGGUCUGAAUCAUCUCCUGCCUGAGUUCCACUUCCGGUGCACGAUCGCCGAUCUUGAAGAGUACUACAUCAAGGUUGGCCGAAUGGUUCGACGACAACCUGUUGUCCUCUCAUCCUCUUCGCCGGGAGGAGGCCACCAUUCCUCUGCUGCUGCUGCUGCUGCUGCUGCUGCAGCCAAUCAGGUCCCUAUCAAGAUCGUUGAAGUAGAUGAGAACGAAGACGAAGCGACCCCUCCCCGCUCAAAUGAUUCACCCCGGGACCACUUUUCUCAAGGCACAAAGAGGAAGUUUUCUGCUGCCCUUGUCUGUGACGAAGGGCCAGCAGCAGCAGACCCCCCGGGGUCCGACCUUGCCCUUCCGCAGAAGGCCUUUCCGAGAGCAAGAGCAGGAGGCGUCUCUGGAGCGUCCACGACGAAACAGCAGAGAGUUGCAGUUGGCAACCUGCAGCACGCUGCCGUCGGAGGACUGCCGCGGAAAGAUGGGCCCGCCUGGGCUGGCGCAGGCGGAAGACCGGCGGCAUCGGGAUCGGGAGUGGGAGGAGCGGUGGAUCAUCGCGAUGGACAACGAUUCACCCGCCAUCACAGCCGUUUCGGCCAGGACAGUAGCACGGCCGUUGCGCGGGCUGCUGCUGCUGGCGUGGGGAGGAAGAGUGGUGUUUCUGCAGGUCAGGGUCAGAAUAGACAAGCAGUGGGUGGUGUGGGAGGGGGAGGGGGAGGUGGAGCGCAGAAGACGGGUCUGCAGAGUCUCUCCGAGUCGGAGGAUUUGCAGGACAGGCAAAGGAAUAAUGGACAGGUGGCGGGAGGGAGGAAAAAGGUGGUGGUAAGGUACAAGGGCUCUGGAGUUGUGAGAAACAGUAGGGUAGGUGUGGAAUUUGCCAGUGGGAGCGAAGGGCUUGCUGUUAACAGAAAGCGUGGCGUCUUUAGGAAUGCCGGAUUGCACCCUGCGGACACCGUUGAUGGCCGGGAAGCGAUGGACAUGGAUGAAGGCAAAGGAGAGGGGGAGGUUGGUACGGGAGAAGAAGAGGAGGAGGAGGAAGACACGACGGAAGAAGGGUCGGUGGACGUGCGAUCGGUCGAAGAAAUGGGGUUGAAGGAGCUAGUGUUGUUGCCGAAGAAGUGGAAGUGUGUGCUGGAAGACUCUCCGUUCAUAGAUAGACUAAUGAUGGAAGCGAAAUCGAUGAAGGAAGUGAGAACGGGAGCAAAAAAGGGUGCGUUUAACGAGUGCAGAGGCAUUCUGCUUCGCAAGAACCUGACGAGACGGAUGUUGGCGGUGGUCCCCACAGGUCUGCUGAGGACCUUUGCCUUUCUGCUUCGCAACGAGGAACCGAAGAUCACGGUGGAUCGUGCGAAGCUGAUGGCUUUGUGUGUCAGAUGGGCUUGUAAAGGGCGCAAUUACUGGUGCGCCUUGGAGGCGGGGGGCCACAAAUUGCCGGAGAAAUGGAAGAAGGCUGCGGCGGAGCGAACGGUGGGCGUUGGCGGCAGUGGUGGUGGGGGGGACAAGAAGAAGACGAUCGCCGCCAUCUGUGACUGUUCGAGGUGCGCGGCGGACAGCAACUUUUGUAGAGGCUGUAUGUGUGUGGAAUGUGGGACGAUCAUUCGGCCAGGGGAGGACUGGAGGGCACUCUUCUGCGAGAGGAUUGUCAGGUCUGCACCUCUCGACGGUCGCUGCGGGCACUGGAUUCAUCUGAAAUGCGCGGUCCAGACCCGGAUGAUGAUGAUGAUCCAGCAGGGAAAGAGGGCUUCAAAUAGCGUCAGGAUUGAUGGGGCUAAGGGUGCCCCAGGUCAGGAUGAAGGUGGUCGAUGUGGGCAGCUGAAAGAAUGCUCCCUGGGGGCAACUGCUGGUGGCGAUGAGUCUGGUGCCUCGGCUACUGCUGCUGCACAUACGUCAGUGGCAGCAGCAGCGGCGCCACCAGGGGGAGCAUCUGCGGCAGCGUCGGGAGCAGCGGCAGCGGCGUGUAGUGCAUGUGCGGGCGAGUACAGUGUAGAGAGGUUCCUGAUCGCAAGGUUGAGGAAUGCGAUGGAAGCAGAGGCCCCCCUUCUUGCGGAACGACACCUGUCGUCGGCUGUGCUAGCCUUGCGGCUGAUGUCGCUGUCCUCCAAGGACCAGUUGCAGAUAUGGGGUGAAAUGCAAUUCAUCCAGAUUCAAGAGCACAUUGAAACCGCGUGGAAGACUGCAGCGCAAGGGAAGCUGUCGGAGCUGAAAUCUGCAGAGCUAGCGGCGGUCAUCAAAGCCGUUGCCAGGAGCCUUGAAAAGGCCCCAUGUGAAAACAGUGGCAGCAUUAGAGGGCAAAGCAGCUCACCAGAGCAACAGCAAGAGGGUCUGAAAGCCCCUGCCGAGGAAGGGCAAGCAGCUCCAGCUGCAGCAGCAGCGGACGAAAAAGCUGAGUGUAGCAGCGAGAGCGAAGGGCAAGGCGACGGCACAGAGGGCCUGCCGAAGGCCGCGGCCACAGUCAUGGCCGUGAAAAAGGCAGAGAGGGAGCUGCAGAGAGCGGCCGCCAAAGCGCGCGCGGACACGGAGUGCUGGACUAAGGCCCGGCAAGCUCUCGACCUGCAGCAGUUGUCAGUGCAGCGUGCCAUAUCGGACAUGAAGGAAGCGCGUGAAACAGCGCGACUCUGUAGGAACGCCGGAAAAGAGUCCCUUGUCGUGCUCCGGACGAAAAGGCGAGAGCUUGACGUGGUGAAACAGCAGCUGUCUGAUGUCGCUUGGGACGACAAGACACUGGGCGCUCUGCAGACUCGCGCGGGCCUUGAACUGCAGCGGCUAGGUCUUCUCCAGAUGGAUGUGUUGGAAACUCAAGGCCUGCUGGCGGGUUCAGAUGCAGAGCGAUGCAGUGGAGAAGGAGGGGAAGGAGAUGAGGACAGCUCCAGCAAACAGGAUGCUGCUCCCUCUUCUGCCGAUCUUCCAUCGGAACCGGACAGUACACCGGGUGGUUCGGGUGCCGGUUCCGGUCCUCGUGCCAAUGCAGAGAAUGGGCACGAACAGCCUGGGAGUGGCGCCGAGAAUGGUGCGGGCGCCGAGAACGCCCAUUCUCAGGAGCAGGAGCAGGCGAAUUUGGAAGAUGACUUAGAUGCGCGGCUCGGGUUGGCUUUGGGAAAGUUCUCUGAGCACCUCGAACAACUGAAAAGUCUCUUUGAGAAAAUUGAGCUGAUGCAAGCCAUAUAGGCGUGCAUCUGGAUUCAAACUUGGGUCUGUAUUUCGACGUUCCAACUUCGAACCCAGAUGCAAACCUAUAUGGCUUAGAUUUGUUUGACGAUGAGCCAUCUUUUGUCGGAUACUGUGGAAAUUGGACCAGAUGCAGUCUCUAAAUGUGCCAACACUACCUGAUGUCAAUCAGGAGAUUAGCUCCAGAAUGCUAUCCGUCGAUGGAGUCGUGUGUGUGUCUCAGAGAGAGAGAGAGAGAGAGAGAGAGAGAGAGAGAGAGAGAGAGAGAGAGAGAGAGGUUAUGCCAGAUUAGGUAGGCGUAGAGUGACGAAGUUGAGCUAUGGUCAGUGGAUAGGGAAGCGGCAGGGCAACUAGUUGGACGGCGACAGUCUUGUGAAACAGCCCAGGCUGCGUGUUGGAGCUGAGGUUGCAUGUGACAUAGCUGAGGCUGAGGUGGGGGGUUGUGAAUACAGGUGAAUAGUAGAGAUGUUGAAUCGAUCUUGAUCGACUAGAGACGAACAGAACAGAGAGAUGUGCAAUUCGAUGGACGCUUGCUUGGAGGGAGGUGAAGGGAUCUUUUCACCUCCGGCUGUCUGUUUGUGUGUCAUUCUCAUUCUCCUUCUUCAUCCCUCGUGGUAAGGAUUGCAGGAAAUGCUUUGCGUUGUUUAUCUUGUAGCUUUUGCGAGCAGG